Messenger RNA from Physeter macrocephalus (sperm whale), 745 nucleotides. Its product is annotated as olfactory receptor 4S2-like. Gene Ontology annotation, molecular function: olfactory receptor activity; G protein-coupled receptor activity. Gene Ontology annotation, biological process: G protein-coupled receptor signaling pathway. The record is from RefSeq and is a predicted model, not a curated record. Gene Ontology annotation, cellular component: plasma membrane. Lineage: Eukaryota; Metazoa; Chordata; Mammalia; Artiodactyla; Physeteridae.
AUGUACUUCUUCCUUAGCUUCCUAUCCUUUGUUGACAUCUGCUAUUCCUCUGUUACAGCCCCCAAGCUGAUUAUUGACUUUCAAGCCAAGGUCAAGAGAAUCUCUUUUGAUGGUUGUAUGGUCCAGCUCUUUUUUGUCCAUCUGCUUGGCUGCACAGAGAUCUUUAUCCUCACAGUGAUGGCCUAUGACAGGUACGUGGCCAUCUGUAAGCCUCUACGCUAUUUGACCAUCAUGGACUGGAAAUUCUGCUCCAUAUUGGUGGUGUUCUGUUGGUUAGGAGGCUUUGUGCAUACUUUUAUCCAGACCGUGCUCACUGUACGAGUCCCUUUCUGUGGCCCCAACCUGAUCGACCACUACUUCUGUGAUGUCCACCCUUUACUGAAGCUGGGCACAGACACAUAUGUGGUGGGGCUCAUUGCAGUGGCCAACAGUGGCAUGAUUUCACUGAGCUCCUUUGUCAUUCUUGUGGGCUCUUACAUGGUCAUCUUGCUUUCCUUCAAGUCUCACUCAUCAGAGGGGAGGCACAAGGAUCUGUCCACAUGCGCUUCCCAUAUCACUGUGGUAAUAUUAUAUCUUGUCCCCUGCAUCUUCAUCUACCUGAGACCUUCCACCACUUUUCCUGAGGGCAAGAUGGUGGCUGUGUUUUAUACUGUCAUCACACCCAUGUUGAAUCCUCUGAUCUAGAGCCUGAGAAACACGGAGGUGAAAAACGCAGUGAAGAGACUGUGGAUCAAGAGGUUGUUCG